Molecule: messenger RNA, 461 nt
Organism: Mycena citricolor
Lineage: Eukaryota; Fungi; Basidiomycota; Agaricomycetes; Agaricales; Mycenaceae
Source: the annotation of a GenBank genome assembly
UUGUUUGGCUGCAGCCUUGAUCGCAACACACACUCUCUCUCCGUACUCUGAUCACUAUGGGUGUUGUCGGACACGUUAUCGGCGGGGCCGCAUUCGGACUCGCAGCACGAUUCUGGCAACUCGGUAUCCUCAAGAAGCCCAUGCUGUCUAACCCCGUUGGCCACCUUGCCAGCACCGUCUUCUUCGCUGGUACGGGCUACUACUGGUGGCAGGGAACGGUGUACAUGAAGGGGGUUCUCGAAGAGCAAGAGCAUAAAAUGCGUUUGCGACGCGACGCGCAGAUGCUGAUAGAGAAUGCAAGUCUGGACAAGGCAUUGAACCGAUCAUCAUCCGAGUGAGUCUAAGUCUCGUGUAGACGGCCGUCGCGGGAAAUAUGCAUCCAUUCGGUUAUAUAUUCCACUUCCACCAGCGGUAACAUGAUGUAUACAGUCAAUUACCGCAAAACACUGCCUAAAUGUGCA